Messenger RNA from Microtus ochrogaster (prairie vole), 2836 nucleotides. RefSeq names its product MAGUK p55 scaffold protein 3 (gene Mpp3). Gene Ontology annotation, molecular function: protein binding. NCBI's taxonomy places the organism in Eukaryota, Metazoa, Chordata, Mammalia, Rodentia, Cricetidae. The record is from RefSeq and is a predicted model, not a curated record.
GGCGGAGGCGGAGCCAGCGGCGGCCGAGGCUGGCGGCUCCCGCGCGACUCCGGGUCACAGAUCAUAGAUCCCGGCGCGGCGAGGUCAUAAGCAGAUUCAGGUGAUGUGUGUUCAUUGCUGAGUGACUCCUACCCCACCCCACAAACUGCAGGGACAGUUGGGGACCUGCCAGGCACAGGCAUGCCAGUACUGUCCGAAGACUCGGGUUUGCAUGAGACCCUGGCACUUCUGACCUCUCAGCUCAGGCCUGACUCCAACCACAGGGAGGAGAUGGGCUUCUUGAGGGACGUCUUCAGUGAGAAGAGCCUCAGCUAUCUGAUGAAGAUUCACGAGAAACUCCGCUAUUAUGAGAGGCAGAGCCCGACCCCUGUCCUGCACAGUGCCAUGGCCCUCGCGGAGGAUGUGAUGGAGGAGUUGCAGGCCGCCUCGGUGCACAGUGACGAGAAGGAGCUGCUGCAGCUGCUGUCCACCCCGCAUCUCAGGGCUGUGCUCAUGGUACACGACACCGUUGCCCAGAAGAACUUUGAUCCUGUUCUGCCCCCUCUGCCCGAUAAUAUUGACGAGGAAUUCGAGGAGGAGUCGGUGAAGAUUGUUCGCUUGGUGAAAAACAAGGAGCCCCUGGGUGCCACUAUCCGGAGAGACGAGCACUCGGGGGCCGUCGUGGUGGCCAGGAUCAUGCGAGGGGGCGCGGCAGAUCGGAGCGGUCUGGUGCAUGUCGGUGACGAGCUCCGGGAGGUGAACGGGAUCGCUGUCCUGCACAAGCGUCCAGACGAGAUCAGUCAGAUUCUGGCCCAGUCCCAGGGAUCCAUCACCCUCAAGAUCAUCCCUGCAACCCAGGAGGAAGACUGCUUCAAAGAGAGCAAGGUGUUCAUGCGUGCCCUCUUCCACUAUGACCCUCGGGAGGACCGUGCCAUCCCCUGCCAGGAGGCAGGCCUGCCCUUCCAGCGGAGCCAGGUCCUGGAGGUGGUGAGCCAAGAUGACCCCACCUGGUGGCAGGCCAAGAGAGUGGGAGACACCAACCUUCGAGCUGGUCUCAUCCCGUCUAAGCAGUUCCAGGAGAGGCGGCUGAGCUACCGGAGAACGACAGGCACCCUGCCAAGCCCCCAGAGCUUCAAAAAGCCCCCCUAUGAUCAGCCUUGUGACAAAGAGACCUGUGACUGUGAAGGGUACCCCAAAGGGCACUAUGUGGCUGGUCUUCGGAGAAGCUUCCGGCUAGGCUGCAGGGAGCGGCUGGGUGGCUCACAGGAGACAAAGGUGAUUGCAGGAGCUGAGUCUCAGGAGCUGCUGACCUAUGAGGAGGUGGCCAGGUACCAACAGCAGCCUGGGGAGCGGCCCCGCCUGGUGGUUCUGAUUGGGUCUCUGGGAGCCCACCUGCAUGAGCUGAAGCAAAGAAUGGUGGCCGAGGACCCCCAGCACUUUGGUGUCGCAGUUCCACACACCACCAGACCCCGAAAGAGCCAUGAGAAGGAAGGGGUGGAGUAUCACUUUGUCUCCAAGCAAGCGUUCGAGGCUGACUUGCAUCAUAACAAGUUCCUGGAACACGGUGAAUAUAAGGAGAAUCUCUAUGGGACCAGCCUGGAGGCCAUUCAGGCUGUUAUGGCCAAAAACAAAAUUUGCUUGGUGGAUGUAGAACCAGAAGCACUAAGACACCUGAGGACCCCUGAGUUUAAACCCUAUAUUAUAUUUGUAAAACCUGCAAUUCAGGAGAAAAGGAAGACGCCGCCUGUGUCUCCAGACUCUGAGGGCACAGCAGCUCGGCUUGAUGAACAGCAGCAAGAGAUGGCCGCCUCUGCUGCCUUCAUUGAUCAGCACUAUGGGCACCUGAUUGACGCUGUGCUCGUGAGGGAGGACCUGCAGGGCAUCUGCAGCCAGCUCAGAGCGGUCCUAGAAAAGCUGAGCAAGGACACUUACUGGGUACCCAUCGAUUGGGUGAGGUAACUUCAUCCCAUAGCAUCCCGUCUGGCCGGACCUUGAAGACCAUAUUGUCUAGCCUCCCUCGUGUGUUGUCAAGUACGGAGAGGGGCAGGAUUUCCCACAGACUGUCAUCACCGAGCAUUAGUGGGAAGCCUCGUUUGACGUCGGCAGGAUUUCCCACAAACGGUCGUCACUCAGUAUUAGUGGGAAGCCUUGUUUGAUGUUGGGUUUUUGUCUGUCUUUCUGCACUGCACCCCUUCAUGAGUUGAGUUGAAAGGGGCAGUUCAUAGAAUAACAUGUCAUCCAUUAAAAAUCUUGUAGGCAAGUUGGCCUUGAUCCUUUGUACCAAAGCUAUGUAGCCACUGUCUUUUGGGGGUGGUGGUGGUGAAUUUAUAUAGUGAUUCACAGUGAGGAUUCAGCUUUAUAAAUAUGACACUUCACUGGUCUAACUUUGUUGGGAGUUGUUUUCCCCAAGGGGAUCUUCUGUGCAAAUGACCUGUCUUGCAGCACUGAAAUAUUACUUAAAAAAAAUUUUUUUUUGGUAGUGCUUGCCUGGUGGUAGAGAAAUUGGUUCCCUGCCUUUCCACAUAGUUUGUAUACAUGAUGUUUUUCCUGCAAGACAGAGGCACACGUAACAGUCCACAUGGCCCACUAGUCGGUUCUACCAUGCAGCAGUGCCUUUGGGGACUCUUGAGGAAUGUCAGGCUGCCUGUCCCCUUUCUAAAUACUCCCCGUGCCCCUGGAAGUGAGUCCUUGCUGUGUUUGAUUUGUCCUGUAAUAUCUGCUCUCUGUCAUGCGUUGGUCCUAGGCUUUCUGUUUUCAGUUUGGGGGCUCCUGUUGUGCUAGAUUGUGGGGAAUCAGAAGACUUCCAUCUGUCAAAGCUGUGUCUCAGCCACAAUAAAUCAGUCCUGUCUAAAAGCGU